UUUUUCCUGUCCUGCAUGCAUAGGCUUUCACAAUCAUUGACCAGAACAGAGACGGUAUCAUCAGCAAAGACGACCUUAGGGACGUGUUGGCCUCAAUGGGCCAGCUGAACGUGAAGAAUGAGGAGCUGGAGGCCAUGAUCAAGGAAGCCAGCGGCCCAAUCAACUUCACCGUUUUCCUCACCAUGUUCGGAGAGAAGCUGAAGGGUGCUGACCCUGAAGACGUCAUUGUGUCUGCCUUCAAGGUGCUGGACCCAGAGGCCACUGGCUUCAUCAAGAAGCAAUUCCUUGAGGAGCUUCUGACCACUCAGUGCGACAGGUUCUCUGCGGAGGAGAUUAAGAAUCUGUGGGCCGCCUUCCCCCCAGAUGUUGCUGGCAAUGUUGACUACAAGAACAUCUGCUACAUCAUCACACACGGAGAGGAGAAGGAGGAGUAAACGGUCGUGGAGACAAGACAGAAUAUGAAGAGAUGAACGUGCAUCCCUCACUGCUUGACUCUCCCAGUCUGUUCUCUGUCCUCCUUCUCUUUCUUCGUGUUUCUUCCUCCUUUUCUUCCUUUCCAUCAUCUUUGUUACUCUCAAGCACUUACUCUCUCCAUCUCUCCAAAGACUUGUCUCGCUGAGGCUGAAUUGGGAGGGUGGAGAGGCUCAUGACCACGGUGUCUGUCAAGUAGGGAUAUGGGAUUGUUUUCAAUAAAAUGAACAUCAUUACUGUAUCUCUCACAUACUCUCUCUUUCUCUCUGUUUCUCACUCAUUACCCAAGACCACCUCUCAUGCAUGAAAGUUGCAGCAUCUUCUGCUGCUGUUUUGAGGGUUGAAGACAUCUAUAGCUUUUGGCUGAAAUCUCUCUUUAGAUAAAUGUGGAAGAGUGCUCAUUCUGAGGGAAAAAGAGGCAAGAUGGAGUGAUCUCACUCUAUAAUAGAGGAACCAGUCAUCAUUCUUGUUUCUUUCGCCUGACCGUUGACUAAAAAGAAAGACAAGAUGAGGGUUUUGUACCAAGAGUACAUCACAGAGAGUUAGAGAGACAGACCGUCCAUAGAAGAGAGGAGAAUGGGGACUGCAGAGGAAAGAAAACAUAUCCUCUUCGGUCCCUCUCUCCCAUCCUCUUCGCUAUUUCUCUGUCCAUGUUUUUUUUUUUUUUUUUUUUUU
Sinocyclocheilus anshuiensis is the source of this 1146-nucleotide messenger RNA. Its product is annotated as myosin regulatory light chain 2, skeletal muscle isoform. Lineage: Eukaryota; Metazoa; Chordata; Actinopteri; Cypriniformes; Cyprinidae. The coding region runs from base 96 to 434 and encodes 112 amino acids. The record is from RefSeq and is a predicted model, not a curated record. The transcript is spliced from 5 exons.